Messenger RNA from Scatophagus argus, 8548 nucleotides. RefSeq lists its product as uncharacterized. Bases 77 to 8548 code for a protein of 2823 amino acids. The record is from RefSeq and is a predicted model, not a curated record. NCBI's taxonomy places the organism in Eukaryota, Metazoa, Chordata, Actinopteri, Scatophagidae. The transcript has 2 exons.
UUCAGUCAGUCCCCAUGUAACUCAUUCCAGCAGCACUGGGCAUCCUUUGACUAGUCAAGAAACAUUCACAACAACAAUGUCCUCCUCUACAGAGGGUCAGUCUACAUCUCCAAAAACAAUAACACCCAAGGGAACAAGUGAAUCGCCGGUGUCGAUUUCUGAAGUCAGCACAAAUGGAUUUACAACAACUUCUAGCAGUGCUCAUUCCUCAGUGAAUGCCAUUUCCUCCUCAACACCAACGAAUGUUUCUCCCAGUUCAACCUCCACAUUCCCUUCAACCAGUCCCCAUGUAACUCAAACAACUGCAGAAAAUAAAAUUGGAACAUCACCAAGUUCCAGCAACACUGAGCUUCCCUUGACGAGCCAAGGAACAUCUACAACAAAACCUCCCUCCUCUACGGAGAGUCAGUCUACCUCUCCAGAAUCAGUAACAUCGAUAGGAUCAAGUGAAUCUCCAGUGUUGACUACCAAAGUCAGCACAAAUAGAGUUACAAUAAUGUCUAGCAGUGCUCAUUCCUCAACGAGUGCCAUUUCCUCCCCAUCAAACAGUGUUUUCCCCAGUUCAGCCUCCACAUUCCCUUCAGUCAGUCCCCAUGUAACUCAAACAACUGCAGAACAUAAAACUGGAACAUCACCAAGUUCCAACAACACUGAGCGUCCUCUUACUAGUCAUGGGACAUCCACAACAAACAUGUCCUCCUCUACAGAGGGUCAGUCUACAUCUCCAAAAACAGUGACAACCAAGGGAACAACUGAGUCGGCAGUGUCCACCUCCAAACUCACCACAAAUGGAAUUACAACAACUUUGAGCAGUGAUCAUUCCUCAGAGAGUGCCAUUUCCUCCUCAGCACCGACCAAUGUUUCCCCCGGUUCAACCUCCACAUUCACUUCAGUCAGUCCCCAUGUAACUCAUUCCAGCAACACUGGGCAUCCUUUAACUAGUCAAGAAAUAUCUACAACAAACAUGUCCGUCUCUACAGAGGGUCAGCCUACAUCUCCAAAAACAGUGACACCCAUGGGAACAACUGAGCCGGCUAUAUCCACCUCCAAACUCACCACAAAUGGAAUUACAACUUUGAGCAGAGAUCAUUCCUCAGAGAGUGCCAUUUCCUCCUCAACACCAACCAAUGUUUCCCCCAGUUCAACCUCCACAUUCACUUCAGUCAGUCCCCAUGUAACUCAUUCCAGCAGCACUGGGCAUCCUUUGACUAGUCAAGAAACAUUCACAACAACAAUGUCCUCCUCUACAGAGGGUCAGUCUACAUCUCCAAAAACAAUAACACCCAAGGGAACAAGUGAAUCGCCGGUGUCGAUUUCUGAAGUCAGCACAAAUGGAUUUACAACAACUUCUAGCAGUGCUCAUUCCUCAGUGAAUGCCAUUUCCUCCUCAACACCAACGAAUGUUUCUCCCAGUUCAACCUCCACAUUCCCUUCAACCAGUCACCAUGUAACUCAAACAACUGCAGAAAAUAAAAUUGGAACAUCACCAAGUUCCAGCAACACUGAGCUUCCCUUGACGAGCCAAGGAACAUCUACAACAAAACCUCCCUCCUCUACGGAGAGUCAGUCUACCUCUCCAGAAUCAGUAACAUCGAUAGGAUCAAGUGAAUCUCCAGUGUUGACUACCAAAGUCAGCACAAAUAGAGUUACAAUAAUGUCUAGCAGUGCUCAUUCCUCAACGAGUGCCAUUUCCUCCCCAUCAAACAGUGUUUUCCCCAGUUCAGCCUCCACAUUCCCUUCAGUCAGUCCCCAUGUAACUCAAACAACUGCAGAACAUAAAACUGGAACAUCACCAAGUUCCAGCAACACUGAGCUUCCCUUGACGAGCCAAGGAACAUCUACAACAAAACCUCCCUCCUCUACGGAGAGUCAGUCUACCUCUCCAGAAUCAGUAACAUCGAUAGGAUCAAGUGAAUCUCCAGUGUUGACUACCAAAGUCAGCACAAAUAGAGUUACAAUAAUGUCUAGCAGUGCUCAUUCCUCAACGAGUGCCAUUUCCUCCCCAUCAAACAGUGUUUUCCCCAGUUCAGCCUCCACAUUCCCUUCAGUCAGUCCCCAUGUAACUCAAACAACUGCAGAACAUAAAACUGGAACAUCACCAAGUUCCAACAACACUGAGCGUCCUCUUACUAGUCAUGGGACAUCCACAACAAACAUGUCCUCCUCUACAGAGGGUCAGUCUACAUCUCCAAAAACAGUGACAACCAAGGGAACAACUGAGUCGGCAGUGUCCACCUCCAAACUCACCACAAAUGGAAUUACAACAACUUUGAGCAGUGAUCAUUCCUCAGAGAGUGCCAUUUCCUCCUCAGCACCGACCAAUGUUUCCCCCGGUUCAACCUCCACAUUCACUUCAGUCAGUCCCCAUGUAACUCAUUCCAGCAACACUGGGCAUCCUUUAACUAGUCAAGAAAUAUCUACAACAAACAUGUCCGUCUCUACAGAGGGUCAGCCUACAUCUCCAAAAACAGUGACACCCAUGGGAACAACUGAGCCGGCUAUAUCCACCUCCAAACUCACCACAAAUGGAAUUACAACUUUGAGCAGAGAUCAUUCCUCAGAGAGUGCCAUUUCCUCCUCAACACCAACCAAUGUUUCCCCCAGUUCAACCUCCACAUUCACUUCAGUCAGUCCCCAUGUAACUCAUUCCAGCAGCACUGGGCAUCCUUUGACUAGUCAAGAAACAUUCACAACAACAAUGUCCUCCUCUACAGAGGGUCAGUCUACAUCUCCAAAAACAAUAACACCCAAGGGAACAAGUGAAUCGCCGGUGUCGAUUUCUGAAGUCAGCACAAAUGGAUUUACAACAACUUCUAGCAGUGCUCAUUCCUCAGUGAAUGCCAUUUCCUCCUCAACACCAACGAAUGUUUCUCCCAGUUCAACCUCCACAUUCCCUUCAACCAGUCACCAUGUAACUCAAACAACUGCAGAAAAUAAAAUUGGAACAUCACCAAGUUCCAGCAACACUGAGCUUCCCUUGACGAGCCAAGGAACAUCUACAACAAAACCUCCCUCCUCUACGGAGAGUCAGUCUACCUCUCCAGAAUCAGUAACAUCGAUAGGAUCAAGUGAAUCUCCAGUGUUGACUACCAAAGUCAGCACAAAUAGAGUUACAAUAAUGUCUAGCAGUGCUCAUUCCUCAACGAGUGCCAUUUCCUCCCCAUCAAACAGUGUUUUCCCCAGUUCAGCCUCCACAUUCCCUUCAGUCAGUCCCCAUGUAACUCAAACAACUGCAGAACAUAAAACUGGAACAUCACCAAGUUCCAGCAACACUGAGCUUCCCUUGACGAGCCAAGGAACAUCUACAACAAAACCUCCCUCCUCUACGGAGAGUCAGUCUACCUCUCCAGAAUCAGUAACAUCGAUAGGAUCAAGUGAAUCUCCAGUGUUGACUACCAAAGUCAGCACAAAUAGAGUUACAAUAAUGUCUAGCAGUGCUCAUUCCUCAACGAGUGCCAUUUCCUCCCCAUCAAACAGUGUUUUCCCCAGUUCAGCCUCCACAUUCCCUUCAGUCAGUCCCCAUGUAACUCAAACAACUGCAGAACAUAAAACUGGAACAUCACCAAAUUCCAACAACACUGAGCGUCCUCUUACUAGUCAUGGGACAUCCACAACAAACAUGUCCUCCUCUACAGAGGGUCAGUCUACAUCUCCAAAAACAGUGACAACCAAGGGAACAACUGAGUCGGCAGUGUCCACCUCCAAACUCACCACAAAUGGAAUUACAACAACUUUGAGCAGUGAUCAUUCCUCAGAGAGUGCCAUUUCCUCCUCAGCACCGACCAAUGUUUCCCCCGGUUCAACCUCCACAUUCACUUCAGUCAGUCCCCAUGUAACUCAUUCCAGCAACACUGGGCAUCCUUUAACUAGUCAAGAAAUAUCUACAACAAACAUGUCCGUCUCUACAGAGGGUCAGCCUACAUCUCCAAAAACAGUGACACCCAUGGGAACAACUGAGCCGGCUAUAUCCACCUCCAAACUCACCACAAAUGGAAUUACAACUUUGAGCAGAGAUCAUUCCUCAGAGAGUGCCAUUUCCUCCUCAACACCAACCAAUGUUUCCCCCAGUUCAACCUCCACAUUCACUUCAGUCAGUCCCCAUGUAACUCAUUCCAGCAGCACUGGGCAUCCUUUGACUAGUCAAGAAACAUUCACAACAACAAUGUCCUCCUCUACAGAGGGUCAGUCUACAUCUCCAAAAACAAUAACACCCAAGGGAACAAGUGAAUCGCCGGUGUCGAUUUCUGAAGUCAGCACAAAUGGAUUUACAACAACUUCUAGCAGUGCUCAUUCCUCAGUGAAUGCCAUUUCCUCCUCAACACCAACGAAUGUUUCUCCCAGUUCAACCUCCACAUUCCCUUCAACCAGUCACCAUGUAACUCAAACAACUGCAGAAAAUAAAAUUGGAACAUCACCAAGUUCCAGCAACACUGAGCUUCCCUUGACGAGCCAAGGAACAUCUACAACAAAACCUCCCUCCUCUACGGAGAGUCAGUCUACCUCUCCAGAAUCAGUAACAUCGAUAGGAUCAAGUGAAUCUCCAGUGUUGACUACCAAAGUCAGCACAAAUAGAGUUACAAUAAUGUCUAGCAGUGCUCAUUCCUCAACGAGUGCCAUUUCCUCCCCAUCAAACAGUGUUUUCCCCAGUUCAGCCUCCACAUUCCCUUCAGUCAGUCCCCAUGUAACUCAAACAACUGCAGAACAUAAAACUGGAACAUCACCAAGUUCCAACAACACUGAGCGUCCUCUUACUAGUCAUGGGACAUCCACAACAAACAUGUCCUCCUCUACAGAGGGUCAGUCUACAUCUCCAAAAACAGUGACAACCAAGGGAACAACUGAGUCGGCAGUGUCCACCUCCAAACUCACCACAAAUGGAAUUACAACAACUUUGAGCAGUGAUCAUUCCUCAGAGAGUGCCAUUUCCUCCUCAGCACCGACCAAUGUUUCCCCCGGUUCAACCUCCACAUUCACUUCAGUCAGUCCCCAUGUAACUCAUUCCAGCAACACUGGGCAUCCUUUAACUAGUCAAGAAAUAUCUACAACAAACAUGUCCGUCUCUACAGAGGGUCAGCCUACAUCUCCAAAAACAGUGACACCCAUGGGAACAACUGAGCCGGCUAUAUCCACCUCCAAACUCACCACAAAUGGAAUUACAACUUUGAGCAGAGAUCAUUCCUCAGAGAGUGCCAUUUCCUCCUCAACACCAACCAAUGUUUCCCCCAGUUCAACCUCCACAUUCACUUCAGUCAGUCCCCAUGUAACUCAUUCCAGCAGCACUGGGCAUCCUUUGACUAGUCAAGAAACAUUCACAACAACAAUGUCCUCCUCUACAGAGGGUCAGUCUACAUCUCCAAAAACAAUAACACCCAAGGGAACAAGUGAAUCGCCGGUGUCGAUUUCUGAAGUCAGCACAAAUGGAUUUACAACAACUUCUAGCAGUGCUCAUUCCUCAGUGAAUGCCAUUUCCUCCUCAACACCAACGAAUGUUUCUCCCAGUUCAACCUCCACAUUCCCUUCAACCAGUCACCAUGUAACUCAAACAACUGCAGAAAAUAAAAUUGGAACAUCACCAAGUUCCAGCAACACUGAGCUUCCCUUGACGAGCCAAGGAACAUCUACAACAAAACCUCCCUCCUCUACGGAGAGUCAGUCUACCUCUCCAGAAUCAGUAACAUCGAUAGGAUCAAGUGAAUCUCCAGUGUUGACUACCAAAGUCAGCACAAAUAGAGUUACAAUAAUGUCUAGCAGUGCUCAUUCCUCAACGAGUGCCAUUUCCUCCCCAUCAAACAGUGUUUUCCCCAGUUCAGCCUCCACAUUCCCUUCAGUCAGUCCCCAUGUAACUCAAACAACUGCAGAACAUAAAACUGGAACAUCACCAAGUUCCAGCAACACUGAGCUUCCCUUGACGAGCCAAGGAACAUCUACAACAAAACCUCCCUCCUCUACGGAGAGUCAGUCUACCUCUCCAGAAUCAGUAACAUCGAUAGGAUCAAGUGAAUCUCCAGUGUUGACUACCAAAGUCAGCACAAAUAGAGUUACAAUAAUGUCUAGCAGUGCUCAUUCCUCAACGAGUGCCAUUUCCUCCCCAUCAAACAGUGUUUUCCCCAGUUCAGCCUCCACAUUCCCUUCAGUCAGUCCCCAUGUAACUCAAACAACUGCAGAACAUAAAACUGGAACAUCACCAAGUUCCAACAACACUGAGCGUCCUCUUACUAGUCAUGGGACAUCCACAACAAACAUGUCCUCCUCUACAGAGGGUCAGUCUACAUCUCCAAAAACAGUGACAACCAAGGGAACAACUGAGUCGGCAGUGUCCACCUCCAAACUCACCACAAAUGGAAUUACAACAACUUUGAGCAGUGAUCAUUCCUCAGAGAGUGCCAUUUCCUCCUCAGCACCGACCAAUGUUUCCCCCGGUUCAACCUCCACAUUCACUUCAGUCAGUCCCCAUGUAACUCAUUCCAGCAACACUGGGCAUCCUUUAACUAGUCAAGAAAUAUCUACAACAAACAUGUCCGUCUCUACAGAGGGUCAGCCUACAUCUCCAAAAACAGUGACACCCAUGGGAACAACUGAGCCGGCUAUAUCCACCUCCAAACUCACCACAAAUGGAAUUACAACUUUGAGCAGAGAUCAUUCCUCAGAGAGUGCCAUUUCCUCCUCAACACCAACCAAUGUUUCCCCCAGUUCAACCUCCACAUUCACUUCAGUCAGUCCCCAUGUAACUCAUUCCAGCAGCACUGGGCAUCCUUUGACUAGUCAAGAAACAUUCACAACAACAAUGUCCUCCUCUACAGAGGGUCAGUCUACAUCUCCAAAAACAAUAACACCCAAGGGAACAAGUGAAUCGCCGGUGUCGAUUUCUGAAGUCAGCACAAAUGGAUUUACAACAACUUCUAGCAGUGCUCAUUCCUCAGUGAAUGCCAUUUCCUCCUCAACACCAACGAAUGUUUCUCCCAGUUCAACCUCCACAUUCCCUUCAACCAGUCACCAUGUAACUCAAACAACUGCAGAAAAUAAAAUUGGAACAUCACCAAGUUCCAGCAACACUGAGCUUCCCUUGACGAGCCAAGGAACAUCUACAACAAAACCUCCCUCCUCUACGGAGAGUCAGUCUACCUCUCCAGAAUCAGUAACAUCGAUAGGAUCAAGUGAAUCUCCAGUGUUGACUACCAAAGUCAGCACAAAUAGAGUUACAAUAAUGUCUAGCAGUGCUCAUUCCUCAACGAGUGCCAUUUCCUCCCCAUCAAACAGUGUUUUCCCCAGUUCAGCCUCCACAUUCCCUUCAGUCAGUCCCCAUGUAACUCAAACAACUGCAGAACAUAAAACUGGAACAUCACCAAGUUCCAGCAACACUGAGCUUCCCUUGACGAGCCAAGGAACAUCUACAACAAAACCUCCCUCCUCUACGGAGAGUCAGUCUACCUCUCCAGAAUCAGUAACAUCGAUAGGAUCAAGUGAAUCUCCAGUGUUGACUACCAAAGUCAGCACAAAUAGAGUUACAAUAAUGUCUAGCAGUGCUCAUUCCUCAACGAGUGCCAUUUCCUCCCCAUCAAACAGUGUUUUCCCCAGUUCAGCCUCCACAUUCCCUUCAGUCAGUCCCCAUGUAACUCAAACAACUGCAGAACAUAAAACUGGAACAUCACCAAGUUCCAACAACACUGAGCGUCCUCUUACUAGUCAUGGGACAUCCACAACAAACAUGUCCUCCUCUACAGAGGGUCAGUCUACAUCUCCAAAAACAGUGACAACCAAGGGAACAACUGAGUCGGCAGUGUCCACCUCCAAACUCACCACAAAUGGAAUUACAACAACUUUGAGCAGUGAUCAUUCCUCAGAGAGUGCCAUUUCCUCCUCAGCACCGACCAAUGUUUCCCCCGGUUCAACCUCCACAUUCACUUCAGUCAGUCCCCAUGUAACUCAUUCCAGCAACACUGGGCAUCCUUUAACUAGUCAAGAAAUAUCUACAACAAACAUGUCCGUCUCUACAGAGGGUCAGCCUACAUCUCCAAAAACAGUGACACCCAUGGGAACAACUGAGCCGGCUAUAUCCACCUCCAAACUCACCACAAAUGGAAUUACAACUUUGAGCAGAGAUCAUUCCUCAGAGAGUGCCAUUUCCUCCUCAACACCAACCAAUGUUUCCCCCAGUUCAACCUCCACAUUCACUUCAGUCAGUCCCCAUGUAACUCAUUCCAGCAGCACUGGGCAUCCUUUGACUAGUCAAGAAACAUUCACAACAACAAUGUCCUCCUCUACAGAGGGUCAGUCUACAUCUCCAAAAACAAUAACACCCAAGGGAACAAGUGAAUCGCCGGUGUCGAUUUCUGAAGUCAGCACAAAUGGAUUUACAACAACUUCUAGCAGUGCUCAUUCCUCAGUGAAUGCAAUUUCCUCCUCAACACCAACGAAUGUUUCUCCCAGUUCAACCUCCACAUUCCCUUCAACCAGUCACCAUUCAUGGGACAUCCACAACAAACAUGUCCUCCUCUACAGAGGGUCAGUCUACAUCUCCAAAAACAGUGACAACCAAGGGAACAACUGA